Messenger RNA from Clupea harengus (Atlantic herring), 2253 nucleotides. Its product is annotated as transient receptor potential cation channel subfamily V member 1-like. NCBI's taxonomy places the organism in Eukaryota, Metazoa, Chordata, Actinopteri, Clupeiformes, Clupeidae. The transcript is spliced from 14 exons. The record is from RefSeq and is a predicted model, not a curated record. Bases 1 to 2253 code for a protein of 750 amino acids.
AUGGCCAUAAAUCCUCAAUCUUUUAAGCUGGAAAUUGAUGACCGAAGCGUUGAAGAGAGAAGAAAGGAUACAGAGAGGACGAAUGCCAAAAAGAAGAGGAAUUUCGUUGUUUCUGCACUGGAGAAUGACAGAUCAGAGAAAGACAAGGGGCCCAUGGACUCCAAGUACAUUGAGGACCUGGGGGAGCCAGAAUCCACGAUUAGAAUUAAUUUGGGAUUUUUGAACAGGAAUAAAGGUGACCCUAACCAGGAGAGCUUGAGGCGGAGGCUGUUUGAAGCUGUGUCUUCCAGAGAUGUCACACAGCUUCAGGAAACAGAGGAGUAUCUGAAGAGAAAUGGCAAAUUGCUUUCUGACUCUGUCUAUCGUUUGGAUGGCAAAACUCCCUUGGUGAAGGCUCUACUCAACCUGAAAAAGGGGGAAAAUGAAACAGUGAAAUACCUUCUGGACAUUGCUGAGAAAAUGGGAGACCUGCAGGAGUUUAUCAAUGUUGCUCAUACUGACAGCUACUACUUUGGCCAGACUGCCCUUCACGUAGCCAUUGAGAGAAGGAGUAAAUACUUUGUUGAGCUUCUGGUUGAGAAAGGUGCUGAUGUCCAUGCCAAGGCCUGUGGGAAGUUCUUUCAGUUGCGUGAUGGACCCUGCUUCUAUUUUGGAGAGCUACCAUUGUCCCUGGCUGCCUGCACCAACCAGAGGGAGAUAGUUGACUUCCUGUUGGAAAACCAGUACCAGAGUGUAGAUGUACGCGAGACAGACUCACAGGGCAACAUGGUUCUCCAUGCUCUGGUUGUGGUCGGAGAUAACAGCUCUGAGAACACAGAUUUUAUUAUUAAGAUGUAUGACCACAUCUUGACCAAAGCUGCCCAGCUUCACCCAAAAGUCAAGCUGGAGGAAAUCAAGAACAACCAGGGCCUCACACCAAUUAAACUCGCAGCCAAGACAGGCAAGAUAAAGUUGCUUGAACACAUGAUGCAUCGAGAGUUCCAUGGGCAGGAGAGCAUUCGCUUCUCCCGCAAGUUCACUGAGUGGGCCUAUGGGCCCGUCUAUGGUUCACUAUAUGACCUGGGAUCUCUGGACUCUUUUGAGAAGAACUCUGUGCUGGAGAUAGUUGUCUAUGGCAGCGAAAUCCCAAAUCGGUUGGAAAUGCUUCAAGUGGAGCCACUUAAUAGACUGUUGGAUGAGAAAUGGAACAGAUUCGCACAUCGAAUCUUUCUCUUCAGAUUUGUUAUGUAUUGUCUGUACCUCUGCAUCUUCACGAGCGUUUCGUACUUUGGAAACAGGAAAAUGUUACUAGAUAUCGGGAGGAAACGUCCGAACUUGCAAUCUUUGCUGAUCGAUGGAUACUUUGAACUGAUUUUUUUCCUUCAGGCUCUGCUCUGCAUCAUCUCCUUUGUGCUCUACUGGUGUGGCCAGAAGGAACACUUGUGCUUUUUGGUUUUGAGUCUCGUCCUCAGCUGGAUCAACCUGCUCUACUUCUGCAGGGGAUCCAGACACAUGGGCAUCUACAGCGUCAUGAUACAGAAGAUACUUCUUGGUGAUAUCUUACGCUUCCUUUUGGUCUACAUUGUCUUCCUCAUAGGGUUUUCAGCCGCUGUGGUCACACUGAUGGAUGAGCCAGAAGAUCUCAAUAACACAACUUCAGUGUCCAGCAAUCAAACGUCUCUUCGGCCUGAUAGUGACUCUGAUGAAAGUGAGAAGCCAACUUUCAAGAGCUUCCACUUCACUACUCAGGAGCUGUUCAAGUUCACCAUAGGCAUGGGGGACCUGGAGUUCACUGAGCAGUACCGCUACACAGAGAUGUUCUAUGUGCUUCUCAUCUCCUACAUCGUCCUCACCUACAUUCUGCUCCUCAACAUGCUCAUCGCCCUCAUGAGCAGCACUGUGGCAGGUGUCUCAGAGGAGAGCACCAACAUUUGGAAACUACAGCGUGCCAUUACUAUCUUGGACAUGGAGAGGAUUCUACCACUGGGCCUCAGGAAGAGGCUGCGUUGUGGGGAGAAGAAAGACCUAGGUGGCUCCGCAGGUGAUGAGUGUCGAUGGUGCCUCAGAGUUGAGGAAAUGACAUGGAACCAGGUGGGAGUCAGGGACACCAUUUGUGAGGAUCCAGGGAGCCACAAAUCCAUGAAGAUGUCAACACCUGCACCCACAUCAGAGAAGGGAAAGGGCUGGAGCUUGCUGAGGAGAGUGGGUCUGACUCGUCGUGCUUCCAACUCUGAGCGUGGCCAGACGAGUCUGCAGUCACCUGGCCAGGCCUGA